GAGCCACGCGCGGAGCGUCAGGGCGCAGUCCCGGGACGCGGGCUGCCGCGUGCGCUGCUUCGCCGCUCCUGAGGCCGCUCGCCCGCUGCUCGCCUCGCCACCUGGCCCGCCGGCCUGCGCCGCCGCGCCCGCCAGUCCGACAGGUGUUCUUGAAAAAAAAAUUCACAAUUUGGAUGUGAGAAAGGACAUGAGGAGACCAAGGACCUGGGAUUUUGCUGAUCAGAAUGAAACAAAUGUUGAAAGACUUUUCAAAUCUAUUGUUGAUGGUGCUCUGUGACUAUGUUCUUGGAGAAGCUGAAUAUCUCCUCUUGGGGCAGCCGGGCCAUGUAGCGCUAAGCAACAGCACAGUGUCUGUGGAUUUCCAGUAUUUUGAUGGUGCCAAUGGGACACUGAGGAAUGUCUCGGUCCUGCUGUUGGAGGCCAACACCAAUCAGACUGUUACCACCAAAUACCUCUUGACCAACCAGUCCCAGGGGACGCUCGAGUUUGAGUGCUUUUAUUUCAAGGAGGCCGGCGACUACUGGUUCACGAUGACUCUGGAAGCGACAAACAGCAGCACGCCAGGCCCCUGGCGGGAGCAGAGCACCUUUCUGAAGGUGGAAUGGCCCGUCUUCCACAUUGACCUGAACAGGACAUCCAAGGGUGCAGAAGGCACCUUCCAGGUGGGGCUUUUUACAAGUCAGCCCCUGUGCCCAUUCCCCGUGGACAAGCCCGACAUCUUGGUGGAUGUCAUCUUCACCAACAGCCUGCCUGAGGCGAGGCUGAGUCAGGGACAGCCCCAGGAGAUAAGAGCCAGCAAGCGGGCGGAACUCUCUCAAGGUCAGUGGGUUGAGUUUGGCUGUGCAUCCGUGGGGCCCAGAGCCUUCGUCACCAUAGUGCUGAAGUUGCUCGGCCGAGACUCGGUCAUUACCUCCACGGGCCCCAUUGACCUGGCCCAGAAAUUCGGAUACAAACUGGUGAUGGCGCCGGAACUCACGUGUGAGUCUGGGGUGGAGGUGAUGGUGCUACCCCCGCCAUGCAUCUUCGUCCAAGGGGUGAUUACCGUCUUCAAGGAAGCCCCCAGACGCCCUGGGGAAAGGACCGUUCAGCUGGCUGAAAACAGCCUGACCUUGGGAGAGAGGCGAACAGUAUUCAACUGCACUUUGUUUGACAUGGGGAGGAAUAAAUACUGCUUUGACUUUGGCGUUUCAAGCAGAAGCCAGUUUUCCGCAAAAGAGGAGGAGUGCAUGCUAAUUCAGAGAAAUAUAGAAACUUGGGGACUGUGGCAGCCAUGGAGCCAGUGUAGCGCCACGUGCGGGGACGGUGUCAGAGAGCGUCGCCGCCUGUGCCUCACCUCCUUCCCCUCCCGACCCGGCUGCCCUGGAAUGUCCUCGGAGACCUCUCCGUGUUCCCUGGAGGAGUGCGCUGCUUUCCGGCCAUCCAGUCAGUCUCCCCUCCAGCCCCAGGGUCCAGUGAAGUCCAACAACAUCGUGACGGUCACUGGGAUAUCCCUGUGCUUGUUCAUCAUCCUGGCCACCGUCCUCAUCACGCUGUGGCGGAAGUUCGGCCGCGCCCCCAAGUGCAGCACCCCCGCGCGCCACAACUCCCUCCACGGCCCUGGCUGCCGGAAGAACUCGGACGAGGAGAACAUCUGCGAGCUGAGCGAGGCGCGCGGGAGCUUCUCGGACGCGGGCGAUGGGCCGGCGGGGGGCCCGGGGGACCUGGGCAUCCCUCUGACCUACCGGCGGAGUGCGCCGGCGCCCCGCGACGAGGCCUCGGGCAGCGAGAGCUUCCAGCCCAACGCGCAGAAGAUAAUCCCGCCCCUGUUUAGCUACCGCCUCGCCCAGCAGCAGCUGAAGGAGAUGAAGAAGAAAGGCCUGACGGAAACCACCAAGGUGUACCACGUGUCCCAGAGCCCCCUGACCGACACCGCCAUCGACGCCGCCCGCGCCGCGCCCCCCGGGGACUCGGAGAGCCCGGAAGAGGCGGCCGCCGGCAAGUUCCGGAUCAAAUCCCCGUUCCUGGAGCCGCCCGCGGCCGGGGCCGGGGAAAGGCCCACCUCCAGGCUGGCUGUCGCCGUGUCGCCGGCCAGCUGUGCCGUCAGCCCCAGCCAGACCGUGAUCCGCAAGUCGCAGAUGAGGCACGCGGGCGGCAGGGGGGCGCUGCCGGAGAGGAGCCACCCCAGGAGUUCCCAUUUCCGCAGGACGGCGAGCUUUCACGAGGCCAAGCAGGCCCGGCCGUUCCGCGAGCGGAGCCUGUCCACGCUGACCCCGCGGCAGGCCCCCGCCUGCGGUUCCAGGACGCACACCUGGGACCAGGCGGAAGACCGAUUCCGGCCUCCGAGUCGAGGCGCUGCCCUGCUUCCGGAGAAGCUGGACCACGGCCAGGGGGCAAGUGGAACCGGUGGUGCGUUAAGCCCUCUCCCUAAAUCCCACACCUUGGGGCAGCACACGAGGAAGCCAGACCUGGGGGAUCGCCAGGCAGGAUUCGUGGUAGGCGGGGAGAGAACGGAGCCUCACCGAGCUCGAAGGGGACCGUCCCCCAGUCACAGGAGCGUCUCAAGGAAGCAGCCGUCCCCCACCGCCCCCAAAGAUAGCUACCAGAGGGUCAGUCCUCUGAGCCCUUCUCAGUGUAGAAAAGACAAGUGUCAGAGCUUCCCCGCCCACCCAGAGUUUGCCUUCUACGACAAUACAUCGUUCGGUCUCACUGAGGCCGAGCAGAGGAUGCUGGACCUCCCGGGAUAUUUUGGGUCAAAUGAAGAAGAUGAAACCACAAGUACGCUGAGUGUGGAGAAGCUGGUCAUCUAGACCGAGAUCAGCCUGAGACUUAACUCAACCAGGGUUCUUUCCCCAGCCCAGGGUAUCGAAUGCUCACGUUGUUCUGUAGAUUUUUGUGUAACUAUUUGUAUAGCAAGACAGAAUGUGGAGAGGUGGUAACUCACAUCAGUUUAUGCACAUGUGUUUUAAUUCAUAAGGAAGAAGUUAUUUAUCCUGAACUUUCCCCCUUAUUACCCUAUUUCUAUUGGCUUAUUACUAAUAACUAUGAUAAUAAAAUUUAAACAAGAGUGAA
This is a messenger RNA of Vicugna pacos (alpaca), 3048 nucleotides long. It is a transcript of the gene THSD1, whose product is annotated as thrombospondin type 1 domain containing 1. Lineage: Eukaryota; Metazoa; Chordata; Mammalia; Artiodactyla; Camelidae. The record is from RefSeq and is a predicted model, not a curated record. Gene Ontology annotation, cellular component: cell periphery.